Molecule: messenger RNA, 5555 nt
Organism: Phymastichus coffea
Lineage: Eukaryota; Metazoa; Arthropoda; Insecta; Hymenoptera; Eulophidae
Gene: MED14
Product: mediator of RNA polymerase II transcription subunit 14
Exons: 3
Coding region: 208-4968 (1586 amino acids)
Biological process (GO): regulation of transcription by RNA polymerase II
Cellular component (GO): mediator complex; core mediator complex
Molecular function (GO): transcription coregulator activity
Source: RefSeq, a predicted model, not a curated record
UGAAGCAGCGCAACAUUAUAACAUUAUUACAAUUAUUAGUGAUGUUUAUAUGAUGUUUCUAUUGUUUUUUUUUUCAAUUGAAAAUCUAUAUAUAUAUAUCAAUAUGAAACAAUAUUUGAUAGUACCUUUGUUUUCCUAAGGACUUUAAUUUUCAAACCAAAUGUAGAAUUGAUUGAUUCGGUAUUACAGGCAAUAUAAACUAAGAAAAUGGCGCCAGUACCGCUGGAAGGACAUCAAACUCCUGUUACUAAUAUGCCACAAGAGGGAAAUCGCGGAGGUUCCAUUUCACUCGGAUUGCUAAUUGAUUUCAUAAUUCAGAGAACUUAUCACGAACUAACUGUUCUAGCUGAAUUGUUACCUCGGAAGACUGAUAUGGAACGCAAGAUUGAAAUUUAUAACUUUUCUGCUAGAACUCGCCAGUUGUUUGUAAGACUGCUAGCCUUAGUCAAGUGGGCGAGUAGUGCUACAAAAGUUGAAAAAUCUGCACACAUUAUGAAUUUUCUUGAUAAACAAUCAUUGUUAUUUGUUGAUACAGCAAACAUUUUAGCUAGAAUGGCCCGAGAAACUCUAGUUCAUGCCAGAUUACCAAAUUUUCAUAUUCCAGCUGCUGUUGAGGUUUUAACAACUGGUAGUUACAACCGUCUUCCAGCUUGUAUAAGAGAAAAAAUAGUUCCUGCAGAUCCAAUCACUCCAGCUGAAAAGAGAAGCACUUUACAGAGAUUGAAUCAAGUUAUUCAACAUAGGCUGGUGACAGGUAAUUUGUUACCACAGAUGAAAAAUCUUAAAAUUGAUGCUGGUCGAGUGACAUUUAGAGUAGAACAGGAAUUUGCUGUUUCCCUAACUAUUAUGGGAGAUGGACCCAACUUGCCAUGGAAAUUAUUGGACCUCAAAAUACUAGUCUCUGAUCGCGAAACAGGAGAUGGGAAAUCAUUAGUGCAUCCUCUUCAAACGCAGUAUGUACACCAAGUUAUUCAGAGGCGUUUAGCAGAAAGUAAUGACCCUCUUGCUGAAGUUUAUCACAUCCUUCAUUACUUCUGCCAAUCGUUACAGCUAGAAGUACUGUACUCCCAGACUCUACGGUUGAUUAGAGAUCGAUUGGAUGAUCACAUAAGAAUAGAUAAGUAUAUAUGUGGUGAAUGUUUAACCAUUUCAUACUGGAAGGAACUGACAAAUAAAGAUUCAGGGUCUGAGCUUGGUUACAAACUAAGUGUCAUAGUUGGUCAGCACGAUCCAGCAAAACCAUUGACCAUUGUGCAUACUCCAUCAUUGGCAAAUAAAGAAUGUGAAAUUUCAGACUCUGCCAUAAGGUCAAAUCAAUUGUCCAUGGAGUAUCUAUUAGUGCACACGAUAUAUAUAAGAACGAGAAAUCGCUUAAAUGAUCUGAAGCAAGAAAUACAGAGUAUGUUUAAGGGUACCGAAUGCACACUAGCUGGUUCUCCCGCGGUUUUAACGGUUCCAGUUCUGCAGCCAUGCCUCAGAGCUGAAUCGCUCCUAAUAGCAGUAGACACCCACACUGGAAUGUUGCAAUGUCACAUACCGCAGUACGAUGCUCCUCUCGUUCCCGAUCUUACAGCAGCACUAAACGAGGAUCACUCCAAGUUGCCUGCGUUAAUAACCGAGUUCAGAUACUGGAUAACAAAGAAGCGGUGCGAGAAAACACUGCAACAUCUACCGGCUUCGUCCCACGAGAAACUGCCGCUUCUAUAUCCGGCUGACCAUCCGAUCAAUUUGAUCAGCAGGCAUCGGAUGUUCGUCCAGUUUCACCGACAUCCGAGCGUCAUCCUGAUAGUGGCGUUCAAGGAGAACGAGUCGUCGUCGUGCGAAAUUCAGUGCUCAUUUUACCUGUGCGCAGUGAAGCCAAGCUCGACCGAAGGACAAGAAUCCCACGACGACAAUAUCGACGCAAGAAGUCACAACAUUUACCUGAAGCUCGACAGCUUGAUUGAAUUCGACACGUUCGUGGUAACGCACGGAUCGUUCACGAGUAUCGACUGUGAGAACAGCGAGCCGGAGCCCUGCGGCUCGACGGACGCAGGCGACAAGACCGCCAAGAAGCGCCGCAGUAUUGGGCUGAGCACGAGGGCAGACACAGGCGCGACGGCCCAGAAGCGAGCCAAGUCCCCGGCUUACUUCAUUCCUGAGCUGGCGCACGUGGUAGCGCUGUGCGACGAGCAGAUCCCCUUCGUAAUGUUGGCCCAGGAGCUGACGAAGCGCGAGAUCGCUCACCAGGGCCUGCAGAUCGAGGCGAACGCGACAGCGCUGGUGCUGAAGCUGGUGCAACUGCCGGCCCCCGCGAGCGGCGUUAUAGGCAGCGCCGCCUGGAGCGCGUUGCUGAAGCGGCUACUCAGUGUGGCAAUACGCGUACAGGCCAAGGGUACCACCAAAUUCUGGCUGGUGGAGUACGUGUUUUACGGGAGUCCGCUGAUGAGCAGCCAGCCGAAGGAACAAGGCCUGCGCCGGCCGAUCUACUUCCAGUACGAGAUGGGCAGCGUGGAGGGAGUGGGCCAGGUGGUCGACUCUCUGCUAGCCGAUUGGGCGCAAAUCGUUAACCUGUAUGCGCUGACGCACGAUCUCUCCGAGUACUACCGCAUGGAGAAAAACAAUCUGCGCAACAUUGCUACCGUCAAGUCCUACAACUACAGCAAGCUGCUGAUGGCUUACGGGCCGCAGCGCCGGGCCACAGUCAUGGUCAAGUGGCUGGCCACCGACAAGUGCUUCAGGCUGUACUUCGGCCGCAGCCCGGCUACGGCCAUCGAGAACGCGCAUUCGCUGCUGAAGGAGCAACUCGAGGCUUGCCUCAACCGCGACCGUAACCUGGUGGAGGUGGUGCACAUGCUGAACGAGAGUCUGGCGCCACUCACAUCCGUUGCCAAGCUACCUAUCAUACCGCAGCUGGGCCUACACGACAUUAAGCGCUUGCCCGUGCAGACCUUCGUGUUGAUGCCACAGUGCAUAAGCCUCGUGCGCAUCGCCUACCAAAGCACCUACUGCUUGGAGCUGUGUGUCCGGGGCGAUGGCCUGGUGUCACUGCGCGAUGGCGCCUAUAGUCGCUUUGACCAUAGCAACGUCGUCGAAGGCUUCACACCCAUCCAGUGCCUCAGCACCUUCCUCUCGCAGUAUGCCGACAAGAACGCGCUUUACCGGCGCCGCAGUCAGUCAGAGGACGAUAAUCCGCCGUCGCCGGUGACGAUUGAGGGUGGCGAGGCCCCCGGCGCCGCUCCCGGCCAGGGUCCUAGCAGUAUGGGCUUCCUGGGACACCGAGGACCUCAGUCCCCCGCGGCCCAGCAGCAGCGCUUCCACCCGCCAGCUACGCCGCCCUCGGGCAUCAGUAACCCCAACACGCCGGCGAGCCCGCACACGGCUAACCAGCAGCAGCCGCAACAGGCGGCUCAGCAGGGCUACGGCAAUAGCCCGGGCAUGUCGCUGAGCCUGGCUUCGCCGCCGGCGCUCACACCGAGUACGCCCAACGUGAUGCCCCACCCGUCGCCGGGCUCGGGCCUGGUGGCUAGCCCGCUGAGCGGCCAGAUGCACGCGCCUAGCCCCGCCGCGCUGCUGCCUACCUCCUCGCCUGGGCCCUGCGGCAGUGUCGGUCAACUCGGCCACUCGCCUGCCAGCUCGUUCAUGCAGCAGGGCGGCCACGGACUAGACGGUAGCCCCUUUCCCCCGUCGCAGAGCAUGGCCUCGCCGGCCGCCUCCAAUUGGGUCAACUCGCCGAGUAUCUCGAGACCGUCGCCAGUGCGUCCGGGCCAGAGUCCUGGAAGCGGCCACGUCCCACUGCACAGCCCUCAGCAGGCCAUGCAGUCCGGCCAGGCGGGCCAGCUGGCCGAGUUGCGCAUGCUGCAGCACGUUUCGCGGGUGCUGCCGCAGCGCUCGUGGGCCGGCGCUAUCCCCACCCUGCUCACCUACGAGACGCUCGAGUUGCUAUGCAGUCCGUCCAAGCACCCUGCCCAACUGCCGGGCCCCGACAUGUCGCCCCUCGAGCGCUUUCUCGGCUGCGUUUUCAUGAUCCGCCAGCUCAAGCGCUUCAUUCAGAGCAAUGAGAACCUGACCAUCAUCGGAAGCUCCGAGCCAGGCGUCAUGCACUUCAAGGUCGACAGCCUGCAGUGUCGUGUGGCCCUUAAUCCGCAAAACAUGCAGUCGCUCCACAUCAAGAUACAACCGGCGCCCGAGACCAACAAGCAGUGGACACACGAUGAGCUGCAGCUCCUCGAGAAGUUCUUCGACAGUCGCGUAGUCGCGCCGCCCUACAAACCAACCGGCCUGCUGUCCUUCGUCAAUAUGCUCAACAUGCCUUUCAAUGUGCUGCGCGACUUCAUUCAGAUCGCUAAGCUCGAGCUCAUCCCGGGCCUGCUGCAGCAGCAGCAGCAACAGCAGCAACAGCAGCAGCAGCAGCAGCAGCAGCAGCCGCCUCCGUUCAAGUGGUCGGUGCAGCUGUGCAUGCGAGUACCACCCUCGGUUAGCCACGUUGUUGGCGGUUUAGGCUCUGCCGCCAUGCUGCAGCAUGUGCAGCACGGAAAGGUCAAGGUGCUGUUCUUUGUGCACAUGACACGUUUGGGCAUUCACUGCAGCGAUGGCGAGGAGCCUCCUUCCAUUGCGUUGCCCCUUAUCUACGAUAUUAGGGCCAACAACGUAACAGUGACCGAUGGCCGCGACUCGCUCAGCCCGGUCAUGGCGGCCGUGUCCAUGUUCCUUAAGAGGUUUGCCGAGUACGCAGCCAACGCUCAGGAGUGCAGUAUCUUCCCGGCCAUCAGAAACCUUAUGGUCAACAUGACUCUACCUUCGGAGAACAUCGUGCCAGGCCAGCCCAUGGCGCCUAACAUGGCCGCGGGGCCUAUGCCAGGACCAGCUCAGCAGAUGCCCAAUGCCGGUCCCAUGCAGAUGAUGCCUCAAGGACCACAGGGUCCGCCGCAAGGACCUUACAGAUCUCAAGGCAUGCCGCCGAUGAACAUGAUGCCCGGUCCCCAGUGAUAUUAAAAAUAGAUAACAGUGUCUUUUAAUACCUCCCAAAUGUAUGUUCGAUGAAUUUGGUCCAUUGAACGUUAACUGAAGGAAACUGGAUAACCUGGAUUUAGAAUUGUUUCAAUCGUACGAACAAGAUAUAAGACCAAUUAUCAAAAUGGUUUCAUUAUUUCUGGUUGUGAGAAUGUUCCAAGAAAGUGAAACCAGUAGAAGUGAUUUCAUUCAUAUCGAUUUCGGUUCGAUAAAUCCGAUUACGUUUAUGUUUAAUAGUGGCAGGCACAGAAUAUCUGUACGUUACGACUACAUUUUGCUCACAAGAGUAUUCAAUUCAUUUUUAUUAUCAUGGUUAUAAAAAGUAUUGGUUUGUAAAUAAGUCGACAUUUUAUUUUUUAUAAGUUAUAAGGUAUUUAUUAGCUCUUUGUAUUUAAAUAGCAUGGAAAUUACGUGCUUCCAGGAGAAUUACUGGAUGUAAAUAUAUUGAUGUCGAUUAAUCGUAAAUAGUUGGUAAGCAGAUUUUUAAAUGAAACAAAAAUUUAAUUUUUUUGUUACAAUAUAAGUAUUUUGAGAAAACUGUUCAUUUGUUUUAAGAAAAUAAA